Messenger RNA from Carassius carassius (crucian carp), 1253 nucleotides. RefSeq names its product fumarylacetoacetate hydrolase domain-containing protein 2-like. The record is from RefSeq and is a predicted model, not a curated record. Gene Ontology annotation, molecular function: hydro-lyase activity. The transcript has 8 exons. The coding region runs from base 167 to 1129 and encodes 320 amino acids. NCBI's taxonomy places the organism in Eukaryota, Metazoa, Chordata, Actinopteri, Cypriniformes, Cyprinidae.
GUGAGCAGCCUUGUGUCAAAGUACAAAGAUUGUGUAAUUUGAGUCUUUUACAGUACGAUGUAAUACGAGUAUGCGAGUAACACAUUAAACCUCAAACAGAUCAUUUUGCAUCUUUUUUUGUUACUUGCAUGAUCAAACCUGCUGCUUUUUUGUGCACCAAGAUCAGAUGAGAUUUCUGGGCAUCUCUCAGCUCAGUUUGAGGAGACUCAAUGCCAUAUUCUCUGCAGGCACCGUCAGAGGCACAGCAAGCUCAGCCGCUAUGAGACUCGUCCAGUUCUGUCACAGAGGAGGCGAGGGGGGCGUCAGAGUCGGGCUGGAGCAGGCAGGAGGUCAGGGGGUCAUUGACCUGAAAGCCUUCGACCCAUCCAUGCCGUCCACUAUGAGAGAGUUCCUUGAAAUGGGGGAAAAGGGAAUGGAGUGUGCUAAGAGGGCUUUGUCCAGCGGUCAGCAUGUGGUGGCAAGGUCGGAGGUCAGGCUGCUCUCUCCAGUGACCGGCCCAGAGAAGGUGGUGUGUGUUGGUAUGAAUUAUAAAGACCACUGCCUAGAGCAAAACGCCCCGAUUCCUAAAGAGCCCAUCAUAUUCAGCAAGUUCCCCUCCACCAUCACUGGCCCUUAUGAUGACAUCGUUCUCCCAGCGGAGAGUCAGGAAGUGGACUGGGAGGUGGAACUCGCCUUUGUGAUUGGACGGAAAGGGAAGCAUAUUAAGGAAGAGGAGGCUCUUUCCUAUGUUGCAGGUUUCACUGUAGCGAACGAUGUGAGCGCUCGUGAUUGGCAGAUGAAGCGCAAUGGAAAGCAGUGGUUGCUGGGAAAAACUUUUGACACAUUUUGUCCACUGGGGCCAGCGCUGGUUACCACUUCAGCACUCAAAGAUGUUCAUAACCUGGGUGUCCGCUGUCUGGUGAAUGGGACCAUGGUUCAGGACAGUAACACCAAUCAAAUGAUCUUUCAAACGGAGAAGCUCAUUGCCUGGGUUUCACAGUUUGUGACACUUUGUCCCGGUGAUGUGUUUCUGACUGGAACGCCUCCAGGUGUGGGGGUGUUCAGAAAUCCACCUGUGUAUCUAAAGAGGGGAGAUGUUGUGGAGUGUCAGAUCGACGAGAUCGGAUCGAUACAGAACACAGUCGUGUAACCGGAAGAUCUACAUGAUUCAAGUGCCAUUACUACAUUUAUAAUUAUUUCAUAUUGACAUCAUAAAACAUGGAUUAGUUUUUAACAGAAGGCAAUAAACAUUAUGCUCUGGGCCACGUUUAUAA